AUGACCGCGAUGACCAGCACGGACUUUGAGGUUUUGACCAACGAUGCUCGGUCUACGGCCAGUUGGAACGUGGUGGAGGGAUCCGUCAGUGGUCUGCAAGCAGAGGUGGCGUUGGAGCGGGAUGUCAUGGCAUUCCCUGCAGAUGACGUGAAGGCCGUUCUCUCUGUGGUUGCCCCACGUGUGGAUGACAGUCACCGGGCCCCCUUGCGGCUGGUGGCAGUGCUGGACAAGUCUGGCUCCAUGAAUGGCGAGAAGAUCCGCUUGGUGAAACAGACCAUGAUUUUCAUGUUGCGAUACCUGUCCGACAAAGAUGCCUUGGGUGUGGUGGAAUAUGGCUCGGAUGUCAAAGUGGUGGCGCCGCUGACGCUUUGCGACCAAGAUGGACGAACACGACUUCAGCAUGCAAUCGAAAGGAUUCAAAUCAGCGGGCAGACCAACCUGUCAGGUGGUUUGAUCAAGGGUCUGGAGCUGCAUAAAGACAAUCCGCGCCACGUGGCCGCUGAAGCUCCAAAGCAGCCAGUGAAGGUGGGCAACACCUACCGCCGCAUGACGCCCGAAGAAGCGAAGGACAAGGUCGAGCGCGGCGAACACUUCGGACACCCGGAGGCGGCCAUGCCAUCGGAUGCCGAACGCGUCCACGAGUGGACCAUGGCCUUGCGCUUUGCGCCAGAAGAUCAGAAGUUGGUGAAGAAGGUGGUGUUCAAACUUCAUGAGACCUUCCGUGACCCCGUGGUGGAAGUGACAACUGCUCCGUUUGAGCUGAAGCGCUUCGGAUGGGGCACCUUCAUGGUGAAGGUCGUCAUCCACCUGCAGGACGGUCGUCAGGUGGAGACCAGCCACAUGUUGUGCUUCGACAAACCCGAGACCUUCCGCACCGUGCUGCUGCCAUUGCGCAGCCCUGAAGCAACAGGUCGAAGUGAGUCGUUUUGGGGCUUAUGUGGCAAGUCCUCAACAGAUCAAGGCAGCGAAUUCACCGUGGAAACCAGGGAAUUCCUGGUGGAAACCAGGGAAGCAGUGGUUCGCUCCACGUUCCUGUUUACCGAUGGUCAUGCCAAUAUGGGAAUCACCAAGACUGAGGACCUGUGUCAAGCAGCCAGCGGCUUACUGGGAGAGUUGAAGGAAUACAAAAGCAGCAUCUCCACCUUUGGCUUCGGUGCUGAUCACAAUGCGGAUAUGCUGCGAUGCUUGGCAGAUACCACCACGGAUGGGACCUACAGCCACGUGGAAUCAGAAGAUCAGAUUGCUGAGGCCUUUGGUGAAGCCUUGGGAGGUUUGUUGUCCACGACCCAUCAAAACGUCUCCUUGAUGCUUCAGUUGGCCCCCAAUGUGACCUUCUCCCGCGCGUACAGUUCCUUCAAACCCACGGUGGAACAUGGCGUGGUAACGCUUGAGCUGGGCGAUCUGUUCUCAGAGGAACGGCGUGAUAUCUUGGUAUCUUUGAGGCUUCCAGACAGCACCAGCGCUGAGGGUCGCUUGGAAGCGAUCGGGCGCCUGGAGGCGCGCGGCUUCUCAGUGAUCUCUAAACGCAGCGAGACCAGCAGCAAGGCCGUGAUGAUCGAACGCCGUGCGGUGGUGGAGAAGUCCCAGAUGAACCACCAGGUGGAACUUCAUUGGAACCGCUACGUGACCAACGAGGCCUUGGAGAAUGCUCGCAUGGUGGCAGACCGGGGGGACCUGAAACAGGCCAGGGAAAUCUUGGAUGCAGCCAGCGUUACGUUGGGAGCAUCUCCACUGGUGAUCAAUGGGGAUCCCAUUUGCUUGGGCUUGUUGAGUGAUCUGCAGGACUGCCUGGGAGAUUUGCAGCAUCGCGAUGACUACUUCCAGAAGGGUUCCAAGAAAAUGGCGAUGAUUCAAGGCAUGCAUGCCAAGCAACGGGCCACCCAUGGUGCGAACACCAGCAUGUACACCAAUGCAGUGAUGAAGGAGUAUCGUGCAGCCUUCAAGAUGGGUAUUGCUUAG
Cladocopium goreaui is the source of this 1959-nucleotide messenger RNA. The record is from the annotation of a GenBank genome assembly. NCBI's taxonomy places the organism in Eukaryota, Dinophyceae, Suessiales, Symbiodiniaceae.